Molecule: messenger RNA, 462 nt
Organism: Parnassius apollo (apollo)
Lineage: Eukaryota; Metazoa; Arthropoda; Insecta; Lepidoptera; Papilionidae
Source: the annotation of a GenBank genome assembly
AUGAUGAGGUCAACCGUGAGACGGUUCCCAUCACGCCAGCAACUUAAAGGCGAAUACAUAGACAAAAAGAAGAAUAAUGAAAGUCUACAAAAAACUAUCUCGCCGUCGAAGAUUAGACCUUUACCAAAGGCGCCACCAAGAAAAACUAAUACAAAUAGCAGACGCAAAAGAAAAUCUAUAGUAUUGACGGACACUUCUGAAAAGGAAUGUGAAGAAAAAAUGAAGAAAAAACAGAGAAAAGAUGAUAAAAUUAAAGGAAAAGGGAAAGGAAGGGGGAAGGAGAAGGGAAAAGCCAAAGGUAAAUCAACAAAUAAUAAAAUCGGAGUGGGCAGAGCUAAAAAGAAGAUUUUAUGUUCAGAUUCAGAAUCUGAAUCAGAAGAGUGGUAUUUUCUGGUAUGUGUUGAAGCUUACACAGAUACAAAUAAAGAAGACUGGAUAGAGUGUAUCAUUUGUAAGAUGUAA